Pyrus x bretschneideri (Chinese white pear) is the source of this 1202-nucleotide messenger RNA. Its product is annotated as cyclin-dependent kinase inhibitor 5. The record is from RefSeq and is a predicted model, not a curated record. NCBI's taxonomy places the organism in Eukaryota, Viridiplantae, Streptophyta, Magnoliopsida, Rosales, Rosaceae. Gene Ontology annotation, biological process: negative regulation of cyclin-dependent protein serine/threonine kinase activity. Gene Ontology annotation, molecular function: cyclin-dependent protein serine/threonine kinase inhibitor activity. The transcript has 3 exons. Gene Ontology annotation, cellular component: nucleus. Bases 79 to 789 code for a protein of 236 amino acids.
UCUCUCUCUCUGUCUCUCUCUCACCUUCAAUGAGUUGAACAAACAAUUUCACCAGGGAAGAAAUAAGAAUAGCAGGAAAUGGGCAAGUACAUGAGGAAGUCCAAGCCCACAGGGGAAGUAGCAAUCAUGGAAGUCUCACACUCCCAACCCUCUCUUGGGGUUCGCACCCGAGCCAAAACCCUAGCUCUCCAGAGGUCGUCGGCUCAACCUGUCACCUCCGCCUCCUAUCUCCAGCUCCGCAGCCGCCGACUCGAGAAGCCCCCGAUUCUUAUGACCAAGCGGCUCGAGCCCAGAAGGCAGAAACCCAAGGCUGCUCCUAAUUCCAGGGCAAGUUCGAGGCUUGGGGUCGAGUCUCGGUGCCAAAAGGCUGAGGCAUCUGAGGAAACGGCAGCGAAAGAGGAAGAGGACCGAGGACAGAAUGAGCAGGGUAACACCAACAACAACGAAAAUGCUGAUUUGGGUGUCGAAGAAGCUUCGUUUGGAGAGAAUGUGCUUGAGUUUGAAGGUAGAGAGAGAACCACAAGGGAGUCCACGCCGUGUAGCUUGAUACGGGAUCCAGACACCAUCAGAACCCCUGGUUCUACUACCAGGCCCACUAAUUCAGCUGAAGCUAAUCGGAGAAUACAGAACUCGUCGCAGAGGCACAUACCCACAGCACAUGAUAUGAAUGAGUUCUUUGCUGGUGCUGAAGAAGAGAUGCAAAAGAAAUUCGUUGAGAAAUACAACUUUGACCCUGUGAAUGACAAGCCACUCCCCGGGCGUUAUGAAUGGGAAAAGGUGGAUCCGUAGAAGACACUAGCAUAUCCGUCAGGACUUCCUUUCCGGCACAUUCUUGGUUGAUCUCGGGCUAACUAGCAGGGUUUAGGUUUUUAGUAGUUGCGGUGAUGGUUGCUAUUUCUAUUUUCCAUCACCCUUCUUUUACUUGUAAAGAAGUAGGAGUGGCAAAGAUGUGUAGACUAAUGAUCUGUAACAUAACAGGUUCUGUGAGUACACAACAAAUACAAAUCAAAGAGUUCCUUGUCUAACAGAUCAUCUCAGGGAGAGGAAGGGAAAGAGGGUUUGAGAUGCAGGGUUAGGUAGGGUUAGGGUUAAGUCAAUUAGGUCAGUCGGUCUAUGUGGUACAGAAAGUUCAAUGUCUAUACUUGUACUGAUGCAAACUUUAGGAAACUGUUGGAAUAAACAUGACCCUUUUCCCCUCUUCC